Messenger RNA from Wallemia mellicola CBS 633.66, 1984 nucleotides. RefSeq lists its product as hypothetical. The transcript is spliced from 3 exons. Bases 1 to 1776 code for a protein of 591 amino acids. The record is from RefSeq and is a predicted model, not a curated record. Lineage: Eukaryota; Fungi; Basidiomycota; Wallemiomycetes; Wallemiales; Wallemiaceae. Gene Ontology annotation, molecular function: protein binding.
AUGACAUCCACGAAGAAUGAAUGGAAGCCAGUAUUUGACAACGCUGUGAAAGAAUACAGAGGAGGGAAUUACACAAAAUCUCUAGAUCUCCUUGAUCAAGCGUUGAGAUUGAACAAGCAUUUGACGAUAUACGACACGAAAUGUGCAACAUUGAUAAAACUAAACAAGCACAAAGAAGCUUUGGAUGUGGCUAGAAAAAUGAUUAAAUUAGAUCAAGAUUCACCAAAAGGGUACAGACGGUGUGCAUUCAUAUUGAAAACCUUAAAGAAGAGUAAACAAGCUUUAGCGAUGAUUAAUCUCGCUUUAAACGCGCUUGAGAAGCAACCCAACAAAGUAAAAGAGGCCGCUUUAGUAGCAGAUUUAAAGUCUAUGAAGGGUGAACUACAGGCUUUAGAGCAACAACGACUUAGCUCAUUCAGGGAUCCAAUGACUAUAUUGCCCGUAGAGAUGAUUCUUGAGAUUAUCGAGCUUGCAAGAGACACCACCAACGAUUAUGCUCUAAGUGCGCGCCUAUCGCAUGUUAAUAGAACUUGGAGAGAAACACUACUUAAUAUACCACAACUAUGGCGCAAAUGUUCCGUUACUUUCAAUGGAUCAGGUAAAGCUUUUAAAAAGCUUGACACCUAUUACAAGCGGGCAAAUAAUACGCCACUACAACAAGUAAGGAUUUACAACUACGACAACAAAGAAUAUAGAAGAUUCUACGAAAAUCCUAAACCAUCAUUGGAUGUAAAUGCGAAAGUAAAACUAUCCUCAAUCGAGCUCGUAAAUGACUUGGAUUCUCACAAAAACAAAAGCGUCUCAGAGCACUUCCUCACUGACUACAUUACAAAUGACAUGUUCGAUAAGCUUGAGAAUUUAUCGGUUGCCAAAAAGGUUAGAGACCCAAGUUCACUAGUCAUGACAAAUGUUGAUGAAGAUCUCAUUCUAAAUCGUGUAACGAGAAGUGUAGAUUUACAUUAUGUAAAUUUGGUAUCACUUGAAAACGAGCCACCAAAAGUAUAUGUUGCUAACAAAACAAUGCAGCAUUUCAAACAAGUACGGAGCUUCCAGUACAGUCUCCAUAAAAUUGCACGACUUUUUCCAAGUCUAAGAUCUCUGGAACUAAGUGGGAAUAUGGAAUUGUUAGAUCGGGAAAUGGGAGAUAUGCAACAGAUGGGAGUGAUAGACUUUCCAAAACUGGAAUCACUAGUUUAUAUGGAGAUUGUGAAUGGUGAAUCAAGUCAACAGCCUUUGAUGUCUUACAACAUGCCACAUCUGAGACGAUGUAUAUUACAAGGGGUGCACUUAAACGUAUUAUCCAAUUGGAUCACUAGUUCACCAUUAUUAGAAACUUUGUCCAUUCGAGAUAACAGUAUGCCUGAUUUAACUAUCUCCCCUAUACUAGGGACAGAAAAGGCAGCUCAGAUUAACAGGCUAGUCGAUAGUUUUAAGAAUUACAAUGAACUAAAAACUUUGGAUUUGGCUACGACCGGUUAUAACUUGUUCAUAAUCAAAGCUAUUAUCGAACAAAAGCUCUGCCCAAAACUAAGAGCCAUCAACUUAUCUCAGACAUCAGGUACCUUUGGAAGAAUACUGAUUGAUUUAGUCAAACAGCGUCACGCAAGUGCAGAGUUUGCACCUAUUGAUGAGAUAAUAGUAAACAGCUGUCCCGAACUCGAAUAUGAAGCAAUUUUAUGGUUGAGGAAGUACGUCAAGCAGAUCCAAUGUAUUUAUGAAACCAAAGAAGAAUCAAAGAAGCAUCCUAGACAGAGAUAUCGCUAUGAGAAGCUCUGAUGGUAGUUUCAAAUUUGAUACUUCUUUAUCUAAUGACUGAAUAUACCAAAUCGUAAUAAAUUACCAUCUGUUUGAAAUAAUAGCAUUAUUGUACUAUACAUUUAAGUAGAAUACCUAAUUAGAACAUUUGACAAGACAAUAUUGUUGACCUUGCGUCAUUGACGUCUUAUCUUGAAUCCAUGCACCUUAAUGAGAGGACUACACAAAU